Molecule: messenger RNA, 1191 nt
Organism: Quercus lobata
Lineage: Eukaryota; Viridiplantae; Streptophyta; Magnoliopsida; Fagales; Fagaceae
Product: Pleckstrin homology (PH) domain-containing protein
Exons: 8
Coding region: 147-875 (242 amino acids)
Source: RefSeq, a predicted model, not a curated record
UGCAUUAGUAUUACAUUACAUACUUGAGUUUCCCAUUCAUUCCUCCAGGUCAAAAGCUUUCCGUGAAGUGAAAGACCUCCAUUAGCUUCUUCUUUUCCUUUAACUUAAAAAGGGUCCCUUUCUAAAGAACGUUAAGUUAUUGCUUCAUGGAUGAUGGUCUUGGGAAGAUAAAGGUUAUCUCAAAUCACUUUAAAGCUUCAACGUCUAGAGCGGAUUCUCAUCCAAGCUUAACUUCAUCUGUUUCGCAACCACAAAUUGAUGAUUCUCCGAGAUCUAGUAGCUGGACUCGAAGAAAAUUAAGAAGUGCUGCUUACAUGUUGAAUUUGUUUACUUUACGAAGGAUGCCAUGGUCUUCUAGCAAUGAUGGUCAAGAAAAGGUUGUGCUGUCUGCUUUAGAAGUAGAAUCACUCAAAUCAGAACUUGCUGAAUUAGAAGAGAGGGAAGCUCACUUGAAAGCUCAGUUGGAAAAUGUUGAUCAGAUUUUGCGGUCUGCUCGUCUGUCUGGUUAUUUAGGUGGGCAGUACUACCAGGAGAACCUCCCCCUUUGGACGAUACCGAUGUUGAUGACUGGCUUCCUCGCUUUGUCGUCUUUCAAGGACCAUGCCUUUUCUUCUACUUAUUGUCAACAGAACUUUUAUGCAGAUCUGAGCCCUCAAGACUCCACCCUCCUGCAUGACAUUGUUGAAAUAGGUCCUCUGCCAAGCUUUUCACGAGAAGAUGAGGAGACACACUAUGCUUUUUAUAUCCUAACUCGCCUCGGACUGCGAUAUGAGUGUUCAAGUAGUUCUAAGAUUCAGGUGGACUCUUGGUUGUCUGCAUUACAAACUGACUGUAAAUUGGGAUCUGAUGCAACAGCGCCCAAUGGUUCGAUGUAAAAAUAAUUUAGGAAUUGGUAGCAGUAAGUUGUACAUAGAUAGAAAUUCAUUUUAUACCUCUAAUUAAUAUAAAAUUGGAUGUAAUGUCUCGUAAUGUACUCAUUAAUUUUCUGUACAUAAGAUACAGUCCAUUUGAAAAGUUAUUUUGAAUUUCUGACAACUUUCCAGAAGUUUUAACAUUGAAUCCAAUAGGCGUCUGGACUGACCUUUCUUACUACCAUGCAAUCAACUGUAAUGAUCUUAUGUAAUAAAUAUACAUUCAAAACUUUUCUGUAUAUGACACAAGGAAUGGGACUGGACUUGGUGAUUGGUGUCA